AUGGCGAACAACAGAAAGGUGCAGGUAGACAUCUACCGUCUCUUGAAAAAGACGAGCGAGGGGCUGGAUUUCUACGAGGAGCUCUUUGAUAAAUUUGAAAAUGCCCCAAACCUCACCAUAAAAGAACGUCUAGAAGGGGAGCUUAAGAAGGAAAUCAAGAAACUGCAACGGCAGCGAGAGCAGAUCAAGUCCUUCAUAGCCAGCUCCGACGUCAAGGAUACCAAGCAGCUGGAGACGUUUCGGAAAAAAAUCGAAGCCAAGAUGGAGGCCUUUAAAGUCUGUGAACGUGAGAUGAAGACAAAGACUUUCAGCAAGGAAGGACUUGCCCUGGCGGCUAACGACUGGGCCGAAGCCCCGCUCGCGCAGACCGAAGCGUGGCUAAAAGCCUCCAUCGAGGAAGGGCGUAAGAAGAUUGAAAUCAUGGAGUAUGAAUUCCAAAAACAGCAGGGCAGCGCAGCUCGCUCGGGCCGCCGGGCUCCGAACAAAGGCGGCGCGAAGUCCGAGCUGCAGCUUCGCCUGGAGAAGCUCAACGUCCAUAUUUUUAAGUGGGAGUCCCUCUUGCGGAUGGUGAGCAACGAGGAGGUCGAGCCGGAGGAGGUCGAUGCGCUGCGCGAGAAUAUCGAAAAAGUUCUGGAGGACGACGCCGAUCUGGCGUGCAUCUCGAACAUGACCAUGUACGACGACUUUGACAUCCCGGAGCCGAAGCUGAAGCCCGUGGCGGAGGACUUCGCCGAGGAAAAGCUCGAGGAGGAGCGGAAGGACGCCUCGCUGCGGAGCAAAUCGCGCUCGAUUCCGGAUCCGCCGGCCGCCGGGGGCGCGAAAUCCGCCGGAUCCCCCUCCACGACCCCGAAACUCGAGAUCACGCCCUCGCCUCUGCCGAACCCCGGCACCGGGAAUAGCUUUGAGAAGGAAACCACGGGAAAGGGUGGGAAGAACGGCGCGGCGGCGUCGAACGGCCGCGCGACGGCGGUGAGCCCCUCCAAAGUCUCCGUGAACGCCUUUUCCUCCACGACGGGGGCCCUCAAGACGCCCAGUGUCGGCCUCGUCAAAGACGACGAGGUCGGCUCGCAGUGGAUGGAUGAGUCGAUUGACAACGCGAACGACGACACCUUCGGCGGUGAGGCGAUGGAGAUCGCGAACCCGGGCACCCUCGCCGAGAUGGCGAACGCCACGCUGAAGCUGAUGUCGCCGAAUGACUGGGAAGGGCGGAAGUCGGAGCUGCGGAAGACGUACUCCCCGGAGGAACCCACGAUCGCCGCCCCCCCUACCGCUCCCAACCCCCUCCCCGCGACGACGACGCCCGCGGAGUCGACGAGCACCCCUUUACCGGAGACGUCUGGGGAAAAAGAAACGCCGGUGCCACCGGCGCCGGCCUCCUCCUCGCUCUCCGCGAGCCCCCAAAGCGCCCCCUCCGUCGUGCGAAACCCGAAAUGCAGCUACAACGCGGCGACGACGCUCGCGCUGCUGGAUAUGUCGCUCGCGAACCUCCCGCACACCCUCGACGUGGAGCGGCAGCGGCCGUACGAGCCGCCGAACGCGAUCGACCCGAUCCCGUACUUCCCACAGGACGUCCACCCGGUGCUCUCCAGCCGCGAGAUCUACCGCCAUUUCGACCUCGAAACGCUCUUUUUCAUCUUCUAUUAUCAUCAAAAGUCCUAUCAGCAGUACUUCGCGUCAAAGGAGCUGAAGGCGCACUCCUUCCGCUUCCACACCGAGCUCAAGCGGUGGUAUCAGCGCCGCGAGAAGCCGAAGGAGACGACCGCGAAGAGCGAACGCGGUGCGUACACCUACUUUGAUUACGAAGAUACCUGGCAAAAACAAACCGUCGACGACUUCGUCUUUGAGUAUAAAUAUUUAGAGGAUGAACUGAACUGA
Messenger RNA from Phytomonas sp. EM1, 1875 nucleotides. Lineage: Eukaryota; Euglenozoa; Kinetoplastea; Trypanosomatida; Trypanosomatidae. The record is from the annotation of a GenBank genome assembly.